UGCCACGCGAGUCCACUCCUGGGGACUUAUUACUGCAAAGACUCAGUCCCUGUCUUGUUAGUCUGGUGAGACGCGAGCCGAGGUAGUGUACGGUAUUGUUCUCUCCGAGGGGAAGCAAAAGAAGAGGAUUAGCCAUGUCGUCUUUGAUCAAAAAGGUGAUCAGCACCACGAAAGCCCCAGGGGCCAUUGGUCCCUACAGUCAAGCUGUGUUAGUCGACAGGACCAUGUACAUUUCAGGACAGGUAGGUUUCGACCCUGCAAGUGGACAGCUUGUGCCAGGAGGGGUGGCAGCAGAGGCCAAACAGGCUCUUACAAACAUUGGUGAAAUUCUGAAAGCUGCGGGCUGUGACUUCACUAAUGUGGUAAAAACAACUGUUUUGCUGGCUGACAUAAAUGACUUCAAUACUGUCAAUGAAAUCUACAAACAGUAUUUCAAGAGUCAUUUUCCUGCUAGAGCUGCUUACCAGGUUGCUGCUUUGCCGAGAGGAAGCCGCGUGGAGAUCGAAGCAGUAGCUGUCAAAGGACCUCUCACAACAGCAUGACUAACCGUGCCCAGUGUUCUGUAGUCUGAAAUUUUAAUAAUUUUUUACAUUUUAAUUUUGACAAUUGAUGCUCGAAAAUGUAAGAUUGACUACAAUAUCUGGUUAUUACAGAAAUACCAUAUAAUAAGGGUAACUGAACAUAAAUGAUGAAUCCUAUUACUGAUAUUACAGAUUAGUUAUGCACACUCAUGUUUCUGGAUGUGGGUAAAGAGACACACAGUACGUCUUUACUCAAAAAAUAAAAGUAAAGAAAAAUAGCAUGUAGGAAAGAUGAGCUACCACUCCUGAGAAAUAAUAAAAAGCACACUUAAUUCAGUUAAAUCCUAUUAAUUAAUGAAAUAUUUAGUUCUCAUGUCAGAUAUAUGAUUCUGCUUUUAUUUGAAUAAAAUCAAAGUAUUCAAAUUUGAAUACUUUGGAGGUAAAGGAGAAGUGGACCAAAAUUUUAUAUAGUAAUAUUUUUCUAAUGGAAAUAAAAUAGGCAUUCAGAUUUUCCUUGGUGUCAUUG
Talpa occidentalis (Iberian mole) is the source of this 1047-nucleotide messenger RNA. RefSeq names its product reactive intermediate imine deaminase A homolog (gene RIDA). NCBI's taxonomy places the organism in Eukaryota, Metazoa, Chordata, Mammalia, Eulipotyphla, Talpidae. The transcript is spliced from 6 exons. The record is from RefSeq and is a predicted model, not a curated record. Gene Ontology annotation, molecular function: deaminase activity. The coding region runs from base 135 to 542 and encodes 135 amino acids. Gene Ontology annotation, cellular component: cytosol.